This is a messenger RNA of Pantherophis guttatus, 1581 nucleotides long. Lineage: Eukaryota; Metazoa; Chordata; Lepidosauria; Squamata; Colubridae. The record is from RefSeq and is a predicted model, not a curated record.
AACAUUUUCUCCCUUAACAAAACGUCUGAAGGAGAAAAUAGGGAUGGAGCCCAUCAAAUCUUUGGCGGCUUCUUUCCAAAGGAACUUUUCCAAGGAUCAGGAAACAGGCAGGACUCUUGGAGAGUCGUGAAAGGGAGCACAGAAGAGUAACAAAGAUGGUUAGGGGACUGGAGGCUGAAUUGGGCAUGGCUAGUCUAGUGAAAAGAAGGACUAGGGGCUACACCAUAGCAGUGUUACAACAAGAGGGGGCUCAGACUAUUCUACAAAGCAUCGGAAGGCAGGACAAAAAGCAAUGGAUGGAAACUUAUCAAAAAGACAUCCAACUUAGAACUAAGGAGAAAUUUCCUGACAGUGACAGCAAUUAACCAGCGGAACGACUUGUCUCCAGAAGUUGUGGGUGCUCCAUUGCUGGAGGUUUUAAAGAACAGAUGGGACAACCGUUUGUCUGAAAUGGCACAGUGUCUGCUGCUUCAGCAGAGGGUUGGGCUAGAAGCCCUCCAAGGUCCCUCUCAACUCUGUUAUUCUAUUAAAAAAGCAGCUUGACAACCAGUGAUCAAAAGUGCCCUUCCAAAGUGAGACGAAAGCAUUUGAGCAGUAGAGAUGCUGAAGACAUGAAGUUCAUUCAGAUGAAACUGAUUUCUUUAGGAAAUUCAUACCACAGUACAAAAGAUUGGAGGCUUCCUUCUGCCGGCUGAAUCAUGGAGUUAUUUCUUCCUGAAAUAAAACUACUGAACAAGACAAGUCAUAGAUAUAAUGGCUGAUAUUCUUGGUCAAUUGAUCAGCAAUGAACUGAAGAGGAGAUAUUGCUGUGAUUUGGGACAGUCUGUCCUAACAAGAUGCUCGUGAUGUGCAUUGGGACUGCACCCCCAUAUUUCCCAUCCUUUCUCCCUGCUGCUAGGAAUGCCGGGAGUCCCCAUCCCAAUGCCUUGGGACGACACAGAUGGGGUUCGCCUCUUUUUGUGUGCCCUUUUUGGGCUUCCUGGUGGCCUCUUUCUUCAUACAAGGCCUGGAAGCAGUAUCUUGUCCCCUGAACUGGUUUCUUUAUGAGCAGCAUUGCUACGGAUUUUUCAAGAAUAAACUGACCUGGAGCAAUGCAGAGAUAGAAUGCAGUUCACAUGGCAAACAUGCCCACCUUGCCUCCAUCCACACCGAACGAGAAAUGGAAACUAUAUCUUCUGUUAUACUCACCGGUUACAAAGAGUUAUUUAAAAUCUGGAUUGGAAUGUUCAAAGUCCCCGGAAAGAAAGGAAAGAUACAAAUGAAAUGGGUAGACGAAUCCGUGGCGGAUUACAUUCCUUGGGCACCCUCUGAACCUUCCAAAAAUGACUGGAGGUGUGUCCAGUUACAUGACAGUGACUAUAAAUAUUGGAGUCUCCAGUUUUGUGAGAAGAAACAGCCCUAUCUGUGCAAGAUGGAUGUGUACUGAAUACAGCUGGAAGCACCUUGAAGGUUGGAAGCCAGAAUCUCCCUGGCUACUACAACAUCAACCUGCUGACCCACAGAAGAAGCCUGCGCAUCAGACUUUCUUUUCCAUGUGGUGUCACUAAUCAAUAAACUCUAAUCCGAGGGCAGAUGAUGCUU